This is a messenger RNA of Dioscorea cayenensis subsp. rotundata (Guinea yam), 1680 nucleotides long. RefSeq names its product flavanone 3-dioxygenase 2-like. Bases 103 to 1119 code for a protein of 338 amino acids. Lineage: Eukaryota; Viridiplantae; Streptophyta; Magnoliopsida; Dioscoreales; Dioscoreaceae. The record is from RefSeq and is a predicted model, not a curated record. The transcript has 4 exons.
CAUUGCUUCUUCUCCUUCUUCUUCUUUUCUUUCUUAUAUUAUAUAUUCAAUAAAACAUAAUAUAUAUAUAUAUAGAGAGAGAGAGAGAGAUAUAUAUAUAGAAUGGCAGCCCAACUGUUAUCAAAUGGAGUGUUGCACAAGAGAUUGCCAGAGAACUACAUAAGGCCAGAAUCACAAAGACCAAAGCUCAAUGAAGUGAUCAAUGACACUAACAUUCCACUCAUUGAUCUUAGUCUCUCUGACAAGUCCCUCCUCAUCUCUCAAAUUUCAUAUGCUUGCCAUUCCUAUGGCUUCUUCCAGGUAGUGAACCAUGGGAUAGGAAAGGAGGAUUUGGAAAAGGUGAUGGAGAUAGCAAAGCAAUUCUUCAGACUGCCAAAGGAAGACAAGAUGGAGCUAUACUCAGAUGAUCCAAACAAGAAGAUAAGACUUUCCACUAGCUUUAAUGUUAAGAAGGAGAUUGUUCACAAUUGGAGGGAUUACUUGAGGCUUCAUUGCUAUCCUUUGGAAGAGUUUCUCCCUCAUUGGCCUUCCAAACCUACUUUUUUCAAAGAUGUGGUGAGCACUUACUGCAGAGAAGUGCGAGAACUUGGUUUCAAACUAUUAGGUUUGAUAUCGCUAAGCUUAGGAUUGGAGGAAGAGUACAUCAAAAAAGUGUUAGGAGAGCAAGAACAACACAUGGCCAUGAAUUACUAUCCUCCAUGCCCUCAGCCUGAUCUCACAUAUGGUUUACCUGCUCACACCGACCCAAAUGCUCUUACAAUUCUCCUUCAAGAUCAACAAGUUGCUGGUUUACAAGUAUUAAAGGAAGAAAAAUGGAUAGCUGUCAAUCCAGUUCCUAAUGCAUUGGUUAUUAACAUUGGGGACCAAAUACAGGCGUUAAGCAAUGGUAGAUACAAGAGUGUUUGGCAUCGUGCUGUUGUCAAUACAGGAAAUGAGAGGUUGUCUGUGGCUUCAUUCCUCUGCCCAUGUAGCACUGCUAUAAUUGGUCCUCCCAUAAACCUUAUCGAAGAUGGAGCUACACCUAUUUAUAGGAACUUCACAUAUGAUGAAUACUAUAAGAAAUUCUGGAGCAGGAAUUUAGAUCAAGAACAUUGUUUAGAACUUUUUAAAACCCAGUAGUAGUAGAUAUCACGUUCAUUUUAGUAAGGCACCAAACUAUGGUCUUUUAUCAUUUUGGGGUCCAAACAUCAAUUUGAAUCAAAAUAGUUAUCCAACUUCAAUUUUAUUUUACCGGAUGAUUACCCAAGAGAUUUCAGUCUUUUUUUUUUAUGAUGUAGAUGCCAGAAAUUCUCUAUCAGGACAUACAUGACAUACUAUCCGCACAGCUGACAAUUCCAUCUCAUUUCUUGACUGAGAAUUUUGAACAUCAGAUCAUAAGAAAUAGACCGGAUUCCCUAAGGUGACCACCUAGUGAAAUAAAAUUAAAGUUGAGUAAUUAUUUUGAUUCAAAUUAAAGUUUGAACCCAAAAUGAAAAAAAGUUUGGUGCCAUAUAAAAAAUUUACCCUUGAAAAGUCAUUUGCAUUUAAAAAUAUCAUAUAAAUCAAUAAAUAAAUUCCACAUGAACUAUUAUUUAAAAUGAUUAAGAAAAAUGAUCCUGAAUUAAAGGAGGAAUUUAUUUAUAUCAGUAGAUUAGUCCCUGCUAUCCUUCCAUGCAUUAUGUUAUUCAUGUUAAGUUGAAG